Messenger RNA from Parastagonospora nodorum SN15, 1056 nucleotides. RefSeq lists its product as hypothetical. Gene Ontology annotation, molecular function: catalytic activity. The record is from RefSeq and is a predicted model, not a curated record. Gene Ontology annotation, cellular component: endoplasmic reticulum. The transcript has a single exon. Lineage: Eukaryota; Fungi; Ascomycota; Dothideomycetes; Pleosporales; Phaeosphaeriaceae. The coding region runs from base 1 to 1056 and encodes 351 amino acids. Gene Ontology annotation, biological process: transmembrane transport; nucleoside metabolic process.
AUGUUCGCAAGCGAAGAAAAGACGUGGUUCAACAUCCCCGAAUUCAACAUCCUUGCCCAAAAUAUCACCAUCCCCGGCCUAGCACCCCAAUUUCCCGCCAUACACUGCACCGCAGAUGGAUCAAUCUGCCAAAUUGUUACCGGCAUGGCUGAGAUAAACGCCGCUGUCACAGUAACCUCGCUCGUCCUCUCUCCCCAAUUCGACCUGACAUCAACGUACUUCCUCCUCGCAGGAAUCGGUGGCAUAAACCCCGAAGUCGCAACCAUCUCCUCCGUCACAUUCGCACGGUAUGCCGUCCAAGUAGCCCUGCAAUACGAAUUCGACCCCCGCGAACUCCCCGCAAACUUCUCAGCUGGAUACGUGCCACAAGGAAGUAAGACACCCGACGAAUACCCCAGGAGCAUCUACGGCACCGAAGUAUUCGAAGUCAAUGACGCCCUCCGCAAACACGCCGUGUCCUUCGCCAAAACCGCCAUCCUAAACGACAGCGCCGAAGCAAUCGCCUACCGCGCUAAAUACGCUACUCCCAGCGGCAUAUACGCAGCCGGCACGCAGCCCCCCAGCGUCGUCGAAUGUGACGUAGCCACGAGCGACAAUUACUUCACAGGCAGAUUGCUCGGCGAAGCAUUUAGCAAUUACACGCACCUCGUGACGAACGGGACGGGCGUGUAUUGCAACACUGCACAGGAAGACAACGCCACGCUCGAAGCCUUGAUCCGCGCCCACGCCGCCAAACUCGUAGAUUUCUCACGCAUCAUCAUCAUGCGGACGGCGAGUGACAUGGACCGGCCGUACCCAGGACAGGCCGCGACGUCCAACCUGUUUUGGGAGAAUCAGGGCGCGUUUCCGCCGGCGGUGAGGAAUAUUUAUCUAGCUGGUGUCAAGGUCGUGGAGGGAAUUCUGGGAGAGUGGGAAGAGACAUUCAAGAGCGGGGUUGAAGCUACGAAUUAUGUAGGGGAUAUUCUGGGGAGUAUUGGUGGGACGCCGGAUUUUGGACCGGGGCCGGUGGUAGGGAAGGCUGGGGCGAGGAAGAGGAGUGCGAGGGGAUGGCGCUGA